Molecule: messenger RNA, 1017 nt
Organism: Cucumis melo (muskmelon)
Lineage: Eukaryota; Viridiplantae; Streptophyta; Magnoliopsida; Cucurbitales; Cucurbitaceae
Exons: 3
Coding region: 139-1017 (292 amino acids)
Source: RefSeq, a predicted model, not a curated record
UUUAAACUGAGUCACUCACUGAGCUCCAUAGCUCACCCUUUCCAAAAUGUUUUACCCAUUUUCCAGGUAGAGAUCGACUUCCCGGUGCCUGAUAGACUGCCUUAGUCUGCGGAAGCUUCAUUAUCGAUUGCCAGAGUCAUGCCACCACGUACUGGUAGACGACGCCGGCAGAAUCAGGACGGGAUGCAAGGUCCUACCCAAGGUCCAUCUGUAGGGGAAUCUAGUACCCUAGGAGUUCGAGGUGGUGCAGGAAACGAGCAGUUUGCGAGAACAACACAGGAAAUAGGAAGGACAGAUAGAGCAGAGCCUAGUGAUCCAGAAAAGGCAUACGGAAUUGAACGGCUGAAGAAGUUAGGGGCUACAGUGUUUGAAGGUUCCACAGAUCCAGCUGAUGCAGAGAACUGGUUGAAUAUGCUUGAAAAGUGUUUUGAUGUGAUGAAUUGUCCUGAGGAGCGAAAGGUUAGAUUGGCCACAUUUUUGUUGCAAAAAGAGGCUGAAAAAUGGUGGAAAUCUAUAUUAGCAAGACGCAGUGAUGCACGUGCUUUAGAUUGGCAGACUUUUAGAGGCAUAUUCGAAGAUAAGUAUUAUCCCAGCACAUACUGCGAAGCCAAGAGGGAUGAAUUUCUGGGGUUGAAACAAGGAUCACUUUCAGUGGCUGAGUAUGAGAGGAAGUAUACCGAGCUUUCACGGUAUGCUGACGUUAUUAUAGCUUCUAAGAGUGACAGGUGCCGAAGGUUUGAAAGAGGGUUGCGUUUUGAAAUACGUACCCCAGUUACAGCCAUUGCUAAGUGGACGAAUUUCUCUCAGUUAGUGGAGACUGCCCUUCGUGUGGAGCAGAGUAUAACAGAAGAGAAAUCGGCAGUGGAGCUUAGUCGUGGGACUUCAACAGCUAGUGGAUUUAGAGGCCGUGAGCAGCGGAGGUUCACGCCUGGGAUAAAUAUUUCAAGCCGUCAAGAUUUUAAGAAUCGCUCUAGAGGCCGUGAACAGAAUAACGUUAAUGAAGAAGUUCUGUUUUAG